AUACAGGACCAGUUAUGCCUGUAACAUUAAACAUGAACAUGGCCAUGCCUUCUUGGUUUGAUAUAAUUGGACUUUCACCAGAUUCACAAGAGGAUGAACCUGGAAUUAAACAGGCAGCAGAAAAUUUGAAAGCUUUGAUAGAUCAAGAAGUGAAGAAUGGCAUUCCUUCUGACAGAAUUAUUUUAGGAGGAUUUUCUCAGGGAGGAGCUUUAUCUUUAUACACUGCUCUUACCACACAGCAAAAACUGGCAGGGGUCACUGCACUCAGUUGCUGGCUUCCGCUGCGUUCUUCAUUUACACAGGGUCCCAUCAGUGGUAUUAAUAGAGAUAUUUCUGUUCUCCAGUGCCAUGGAGAUUGUGACCCAUUAGUUCCCCUAAUGUUUGGCGCUCUUACUGUAGAAAAGCUAAAAACAUUGGUAGAUCCAGCCAAUGUAACCUUCAAAACCUACGAAGGCCUGAUGCAUAGUUCAUGUCACCAGGAAAUGAUGGAUAUCAAGCAAUUCAUUGAUAAACUUCUACCUCCAGUUGAUUGACUUCACUAAGAGGCCUUGUAUAGAAGUACACCAGCAUCAUUGUAGUAGAAUAUAAACCCUUUCCUGUGUCCAAUCUUGAAACUUCUAAAUGUUUGCAGUGUUAAAAGUUUUGCAAAUGCACACCAAUGACACAGACUAAAUAAUUUCUCCUCAUGGGAAAUUUAUGAUCCUUUAGUUUCUGUAAAUGCAUUUGUAUAUGAUCCAGAAUAUACUAGUAUUAAAAUAGAUGAAUCAGCUAGUUUCUUUCCCCAAAUGUAAUUUGGCAAAACAAUAAAAUACUGUAACCAAAUUUUUAUUACAUCAUUUGAAAAUUAUUAGUAGGCUUAGUGAAAACUUGUUCAGGUGUAAAUGAGCAGUUAUGAUAUUAAACAAUUUAUGCAUGCUGUGACUUAAUCUAUGGACUUACUCCAAAAUUACUUAGUCACCAUGCAGUAUCGGUAUUUUUAUAUUUGUAUUCAAAUAUACUUAAUGACUGCAAUAUGUAAGGAUGAAGUGGUAUACAUUUUCAAAGAGGUGGUAUUACAUUAUUCCUAAUAAUAGGGACAAUGUUUCUAAGUCAGUAAGGAGUAAUAUUUUCUCUUCAGAUAAUGGCCCUUUUAUUUUAGGGACCAGACCUUUCUUUCCCCACUUAGCAUUUCUAUUAAAUUUUUUUCCUCUACGGAAGAAAUGUGUUUUUUUCAUUAACCAUCAUAACAGACCAAGUAUUCCAUCCUUGACAUAGAUAUGUGCUAUCAAUAUAUGCUGUAAUUUGAUACUCUGAAUCGUAGAUAUGGUGUUUAAAGUGUAUUUAUUCUUACAUAAAGAAACCAGGCAUUACUUCAAACUUCCUACACUUAAUUGCUGACACUAUACUUUAGUUCAGAGUUAAAUCUAUUUAAUUAUUAGAAUUACCAUUCUAGAUAUUGAGUAAUUUGGGUUUUAAUUUUCUGUAAUCAACUGAACAUUUGAUUAGGUCACAAUCUAGUAUGUUCUGGGCUUUUUAAGAUUUAUCUUAACUGUAACUUUUGAGAUGAUUCUCCUUAGAGAAUUUUAGUUUACUUAUUUUUAUAUAUGUUUGAAAUCAACUACUGUAGGAAAUGAGGAAUCCCUUAGAAAAACUUGCUUUACUUUUAUGUGACAGUUGACUUAAUUGAGAUUUUCACUUUAGUUGUGUUUUUCAACUAGUUUUUGUGCAAACAUAAAAAUAGAAAUUAUUUGAUUUCAAGUAGUCAAAUCUUUCAAAUUAGUGGUAAAAAUUAUUUGAAGCAAGUAUAUGGGUAAUAAAAGUUUUGUCAGAACUCAGUAUAGUUGGUAGUGUUACCACAGUUUAAGGUGUACCAAAAAUGUACAUUCAAUAUACUCAAACUGUUCACUUUUCUGCUGUAUUCCAACUGACUGAAAAAAUGUUAGGAAUGCAUUUUUAUAAAUGGGUGCUAAUUGAUAAUGGAAAUAAUUUAGUGAUGGAUUAUAUAGAAUGUUAACAGUGAAGCCAUAUGUUUAUCUCUGGAUUUAAAAUUUUUAAACAAUCACUUAUGACAUUAUUUUGCUUUACCUGGAAGAAUGUAAACUGUUUUAGUUAUAUAAAUCAGCAAGCUCUAAUUUAUGGCCAGAAAUUCCGUUGAAACGUUGUGCUAUAAUGUGGGAUAUAUAAAUCUUUUUUCAUGGUUUCUAGCAAUGUGAAAUAAAAUUUAAUUCUGACUUUUCUGUGACUGCCUUUUUGUAUGUUAUCUUUACUCUUUGAUUAAUGAACUGAAUGUCUGAAAAUGAGUAAAAUGACAGUGUAAUUACAAGAAUCUGCAGAAAGUUUUGAUGAUAGUUUAGGGUUGGCCUGAAAUGGAUCCAGGCAUAAUGAAAGCGCUUGUCACUCAAUAAGGUGGAAAACACUUAUAAUUUGUUUUUCUGUGUUUCUAGCUUAUGUAUGAAGUUUUAGUGUGUUCCUCUGUCUCUUCCUUUUUUCUAGUAUUUACAGGAGUAACUUAAUGCCAUUAAUCAGUUAUCUAAAUAGUUUUUCUCCUCCUAUUUCUCCUCCUAUUGACUUCUAACUUCUCCCAAUAAAGAAAUUCUUUCUGUUCUGUCUCUUA
Molecule: messenger RNA, 2593 nt
Organism: Condylura cristata (star-nosed mole)
Lineage: Eukaryota; Metazoa; Chordata; Mammalia; Eulipotyphla; Talpidae
Gene: LYPLA1
Product: lysophospholipase I
Exons: 7
Coding region: 15-533 (172 amino acids)
Biological process (GO): protein depalmitoylation
Cellular component (GO): cytoplasm
Molecular function (GO): palmitoyl-(protein) hydrolase activity; carboxylic ester hydrolase activity
Source: RefSeq, a predicted model, not a curated record